AUGCGCCGUCCACAGGCUUCUUUCACUCCCCCGCACCCUGUCUUCGUCCUCUCGUCCGGGGUCUUUGUGGGUUCUCCACCUCCUCCACUCAAUCCCUCACGACGAACACCCUCAUCUCAGCACCCUUUCCUUGGUGCCGAGAACGCCGGCGGGCCCACCGCCCUUCCACAAGCUCAUCAGCGUCGCUCCGCAGUCGAUGGCUUGGGCGAUGUAGCGUUGCAGGCGGUGUCUUGCAGAGAGACUAGUGCACUAGGGCGGGCCCGAGGGAAGGGCGCAGGCGCUAGCGAGCGCGGCCGUCCGAAUUCAGAGGUAUCCAGAGCCACGGACCGUGUCGCUGGUGCAUCUAAGCGUCUCAGUGCUGAUAUCAUCCUCUGCAGCCCAUGA
Trichosporon asahii var. asahii CBS 2479 is the source of this 384-nucleotide messenger RNA. RefSeq lists its product as uncharacterized. Lineage: Eukaryota; Fungi; Basidiomycota; Tremellomycetes; Trichosporonales; Trichosporonaceae. The transcript has 2 exons. The record is from RefSeq and is a predicted model, not a curated record. The coding region runs from base 1 to 384 and encodes 127 amino acids.